ACUCUUGAGGAGAAUGGUACCGUGAAUUUAGUGGCGAUUGUGAUCCUAUCCCGGGGAAAGUGCGGCCUCUCUACCUGCACCACGCGCUACCUGGUAGCCAUGGCAGCGGCGGAUCUACUGACCAUUGUCACCCAGGCCAUCUUGUAUCAAAUCAAUGGAUAUUACUUCCCCUGGAGUUUUCUGAGCAUCACCCCUGUGUGCUGUGUUAUCAAUGUACUGAUGUUCACAGCCAUAGACUGCUCCGUUUGGUUCACUGUCGCUUUCACCUUUGAUCGAUUUGUCGCCAUUUGCUGCCAGAAGCUGAAGACAAAAUAUUGCACCGGGAAAACUGCGGCUGUGGUUCUAAGAAUAACGGGCGUACUGUUCUGUCUGAAAAACGUUCCCCGAUACUUCACACGGAAACCCUGGGUGAUCAUCGACAAUAUACCGUGGUUCUGUGAUCUCGUGGACAAUUAUUUCACUGACCCUGGUUGGGUGGGAUACGACUGGCUCGAUACGGUUUUAACUCCGUUCUUUCCUUUCGCUGGGAUCCUGUUUCUCAACGCUCUGACAGUCAGACACAUUUUAGUGACCAGCAGGGUCCGUAAGGGGCUGAAGGUUCAGAGGAAAGGGGAUAACAGCAGUGACCCGGAGAUGGAGAGCCGAAGGAGGUCUGUGGUUUUACUCUUCACCCUCUCCGGCAACUUCAUCCUCCUGUGGAUGACAUAUAUUGUAAAUGUCAUAUAUUAUCAGGGCUCUGGAAAAGGAUUGGAUUUCGAUAAUUCUGAAUGGAUCUUUCACUACGUCGGGUAUUUGCAGAGGGAUUUCAGCUGUUGCACGAACACCUUUAUUUACGCAGUGACUCAGUCAAAAUUCAGGGCGCAGGUGAUCAGUGCUGUGAAAUAUCCGCUCACUUCGGUACUUCAGUUCAUUCAUAAAAACGCGUCCUGA
This is a messenger RNA of Mobula hypostoma (lesser devil ray), 930 nucleotides long. Its product is annotated as probable G-protein coupled receptor 139. Lineage: Eukaryota; Metazoa; Chordata; Chondrichthyes; Myliobatiformes; Myliobatidae. The record is from RefSeq and is a predicted model, not a curated record. Gene Ontology annotation, biological process: phospholipase C-activating G protein-coupled receptor signaling pathway. Bases 100 to 930 code for a protein of 276 amino acids. Gene Ontology annotation, molecular function: G protein-coupled receptor activity. Gene Ontology annotation, cellular component: plasma membrane. The transcript has 2 exons.